AUGUCGACCACACGUGAGAUUGAGCCCACCCAAGGGACUCAACCUCCAGUCUAUAAUGAGCCCGAACAUGUGACCCAGCAGGUCGUGCUGAACGAGAAGACCAGCAUGGAUGCCGAUUUCGACAAGGAGAACACCGUCACUCCCGAUGGCGGAGAACCCACACUCUCAGAGAAGUCUGGUCUUCGUCACGUUGCCGAGAACCUGCCCAUCUCCGCCUGGUUGGUGGCUAUAGUCGAGCUCUGCGAGCGUUUCACAUACUAUGGAAUGUCUGGUCUGUUCCAGAACUACGUCCAGCGCCCUCUGGACGGUAGUCAAGGACGUGGUGCGCUGGGUAUGGACCACCAGGGAGCUACUGGUCUCACAACCUUCUUCCAGUUCUGGUGUUACGUUACCCCCAUCAUUGGUGCUGUUGUUGCCGAUCAAUACCUCGGCAAGUAUAAGACUAUUGUGCUGUUCUGUAUUGUCUACAUGGUCGGUCUGCUCAUCCUGGUGUGCACUUCCAUUCCCACUGCCCUGGAACAUGGCUCGGGUCUGGGAGGUUUCAUUGUUGCGAUCUUGAUCAUUGGUCUGGGUACCGGUGGUAUCAAGAGUAACGUGGCUCCCUUGAUUGCGGACCAGUAUAAGCGAAAGAAGAUGGCCAUCAAGACCAUCAAGACCGGCGAGCGGGUCGUCAUCGAUCCCGCCCUGACCAUCCAGCGUAUUUACAUGAUCUUCUACGGAUGUAUCAACGUUGGUUCGCUGUCUCUGCUCGCUACUCCCUACAUGGAGAAGUACAUUGGCUUCUGGUCAGCCUAUCUUCUCUGCCUCUGCAUGUUCAUGGUCGGCACCCUGGUGGUGAUUCUCGGCCGCAAGUUCUACGUCGUCCGCCCUCCCCAGGGAUCCAUUAUCACCGACGCCUUCCGUGCGUUGUUCAUCAUGAUUAAGAACCGUGACAUGGACGCCCCCAAGCCCUCGUGGCAGACCGAGCGCCACGGCUCCACUGCCGUUACCUGGGAUGACCACUUCAUCGACGAAUUGAAGCGCGCCCUCGUCGCUUGCCGCGUCUUCGCCUUCUACCCCAUCUACUGGGUCGUCUACGGCCAGUUCUCCAGCAACUUCGUCACCCAGGCCGGUCAGAUGGAAGCCCACGGCAUCCCCAACGAUCUGAUGCAGAACUUCGACCCCAUCUCCAUCAUUGUCUUCAUUCCCCUCCUCGAAACCUGCGUGUACCCCAUCAUGCGCCGUCUCAAGAUUCCCUUCCGCCCCAUCACCCGUAUCGCUCUCGGCUUCGUCGUCGCCUCUCUGGCCAUGAUGUACGCCGCGAUCGUGCAGCACCUGAUUUACUCCGCUGGACCUUGCUACGGCCAGCCCCUCUGUGAUGCCUCCAAGAUUGACGGCACCGCCUACGGCAACAAGGUUCACAUCGCCAUUCAGACCCCGGCCUACGUCUUCAUCGGUGUUUCCGAGAUUUUCGCCUCCGUCUCCGGUCUCGAAUACGCCUACACCAAGGCCCCACCCAGCAUGAAGUCCUUCGUGCAGUCCAUGUACCUCCUCACCAACGCAUUCGGUUCCGCCAUCGCCGAGGCCCUCACCCCAGCUGCCUUCGACCCCGCCAUCAUGUGGAUGUUCGUCGGUCUUGCCUGCGCUUCCUUCAUCUGCGGUAUCAUCUUCUACGCCAUCUUCUACCACUUGAACGCCCAGGAAGAUGACAUGAACGCGCUUGAUGCGGAUGAUGACAUGCCUGAGGCGCCGAUUGCCGAGGAGCGUCGUGCUUCCCAGGCCCAUUAA
This is a messenger RNA of Penicillium brevicompactum, 1767 nucleotides long. RefSeq names its product peptide MFS transporter. The record is from RefSeq and is a predicted model, not a curated record. Gene Ontology annotation, biological process: transmembrane transport. Gene Ontology annotation, molecular function: dipeptide transmembrane transporter activity; tripeptide transmembrane transporter activity. Gene Ontology annotation, cellular component: fungal-type vacuole; plasma membrane. Lineage: Eukaryota; Fungi; Ascomycota; Eurotiomycetes; Eurotiales; Aspergillaceae. Bases 1 to 1767 code for a protein of 588 amino acids. The transcript is spliced from 2 exons.